AUGUCGUUUCAGGAAUGGGAGGGGAUGGCAUUAUUGCAGGAAGCUUCAGCCCCCAGCCGAAUCCCAGCCAAGAGCCUGUCACAGCCCCGCCCCGGCCCGGCCCAAGCCAAUCCGGGCCCCAGCACAGACCAUCACCGUAAACCUAGCCUUAGACUCAGCCCUCCGACCCCAGCCCCAAAACUAACCGAAACCUUCGCCCCAACCUGGACCCUGACUCUAAACCCGCCCCCAGACACCAAGCCCGUCCUGGACCAGACCGGCCCGACCCAAUCCAGGGCCCCAGACCAGACCAUCACCGUAAAACUAGCCUUACACUCGGCUCUACGCACCGGGCGCAGACCCCAGCCUUCAGCCCCUGUCCCAGCCGUAACUCUGAACCCGGCGCCAGACCCCAGCCACCAGCCUGUCGCAGUCCCGACCCGGCCACAGCUUGUCACCAACACCAACCCUAACCCCAGACUGUCCUGGCAGCGGCCCCCCGUCCUCAACCCAAACCCUAACCCCAGACUGUCCCGGCCACAGCCACCAGACACUGACCCGAGCCCCCAGCCCUCGGCCCGAAGCCUGUCGCGGCCCCGGUCCAGGCAGCCAGCCCCGACACUACCCCAUACUGCCCAGAUGCCAGCGACCUAG
This is a messenger RNA of Rhincodon typus (whale shark), 633 nucleotides long. Its product is annotated as extensin-like. Lineage: Eukaryota; Metazoa; Chordata; Chondrichthyes; Orectolobiformes; Rhincodontidae. The record is from RefSeq and is a predicted model, not a curated record. The coding region runs from base 1 to 633 and encodes 210 amino acids. The transcript is spliced from 2 exons.